This is a messenger RNA of Plasmodium berghei ANKA, 2232 nucleotides long. Its product is annotated as BIR protein. Bases 1 to 2232 code for a protein of 743 amino acids. NCBI's taxonomy places the organism in Eukaryota, Apicomplexa, Aconoidasida, Haemosporida, Plasmodiidae. The record is from RefSeq and is a predicted model, not a curated record. The transcript has 3 exons.
AUGGAAGCAUAUUCGUUUGAGUUAUUUCAUGAAGUUGAUAAACUUUUUGAUGAUAAGUGUGUUAAUACGAGCAGAUUUAACAAUGACAAUAAACUAACCCAAUAUUGCCCUGAACAGGAUGGAUAUACAAGUUGUUAUAAUGAUUAUCAAAGAAUCAACGCUAUUGGAACAUAUGUAUUUAUGAAAUUAUAUAAUAAAAAUCAAGCUUUAAAUGGAACGAAUGGUGAAAGACAUCUUGAUUAUUUUAUUAUAUGGAUAAACCACAUAUUAUACAGGAAAUUCAAAGAUAACAACUUUACUUUAAAUUCGAUUUAUAACAAAGAUUUAAAGAAUAAUAUUGGAAAUUUUAGUUAUUGGACCCUUUUACAAAAUAAAAUGUAUCUGAUAAAUUCUAAUAUUGCAAUUAUGAAUAUUCUUUACCUUUUAUUUCAGCAAGUUUUCUAUACAAUUAAUACAUAUCAAACAAAAAAUGUAUCAGGAUACGAAUAUGUAAACAAGGCCUUUGAAUUCUAUGUUAUGUAUGAUAAACUUUUUAAAUAUUUUAAUCCAUGUGGCCCGUAUCGUAAGUUAUUGAGUCGUUUAAAAACAAUAUAUAACGACUUUAUAAAAACGGCUAGAAGUGAAAAUGUUCACGGAGAGGACACACUUAAUCGGCUUAUAGAACUUUCACUGAAAGAAAAACCAUUUAAAAAUAAUUUUAACACUAAAGGAUGCAAAAAAUUACAUAAAAAAUUAAAUAAUAACACUUCCAUGCUUAUAAAAAUGAGAAAUAGCAUGUUAAAGGAUUAUGAAAAAAGAAAAGCCCAAACCAUACCUAAUUCAAAAGAAUCCCAAGAUACGAAAAUUGAUAAUUCUCUUAAUAAUAAUGAUGAUGACGAUGAUGAAGAUAAUGAAGAUAAUGGUGAUGACGAUGAUCAAUUAGAAGAUAAUGAUGAUACCACAGAAAAAUCAUUGGAUCCAAUACAAAAUGACCAGGAUGGAACACCAUCAGGACCAGGAUCACCUACAAACCUAGAACUUAUACAACCACAACAAGAGCCGCAAGGACAACAAACACAAAACCCAGCAGAAUCAGCAUCACAGCAGCAACUUGGACAGUCAUCAACUGGGCAAUCACCAUCAGGUAUAACUUCAUCGACGAGUGUAUCCACACCAACGACCACAACAACUACAGACACUAUAACAACACCUGGAACAAAUAUAGCAUCGCCAAUAGAUCAGCAACCAACAGAUCAGAAAUCAACAGGUCAACAAUCAACACCAGAACCACAAAAACAAGACUCACCAUCUCUACCACAACCUCCAAAUCCACCAACAGAUAAUCAACAGAAAGCAUCACCACCGUCUGCAUCCGACCCAGCUUUAGGAAGCAACCAAGAUGAUUUGGAUAAAUCUUCAAAAGACACAUCAAGUGGACAAGAAGAUUCAGAAAACGCCAAAAAACUACUGAAAAUUUUAAUUGGUGAUCAAAAUACGUUUGAAAACUAUUGUUCCCUUUUUUAUAAUGCAUACGAUAAAAUUAAAAAAAGAGUAAAUGAAAAUAUAUCAUCAGCUAUAGAAAAAGCUCAUACUAAUUCUAUAUAUAUUGGUAAACAAAUUUAUAACGCUAUUAAACAAUUAAGUGAACAACUUCAAAAGGUCUCAACACCUGCAAAAGAAACAAAAGAACCUCACGAUAAUAAAAAACUUGAACCUAAAAGCCUCUCUUCAUCAUCACCAGAUACACAAACACCAAAUUCACAGCCAACAAAUCCGUCAACAGAUAUCCCAUUAAACGAUCAAAAGGACGUAUCCACAUAUUCUAACAAUAUAAUGACAAAUUCAGUACCUGAUGCAGGAAUAAAAGAAAGUCCACCGAAAGUAAUACUUCUAGGAAAUAUAUUUAAAGGAGGGGUACCAACCUACGUUAAAGCUAUAGUUCUUUUAAUACCCAUUGCAUUGGCUAUUAUGUAUAAGUAUUUAUCAUAUGGAUGGAGAAAAGAAUUGAAGAGAAAAAAAAACAUGAAAAAGGUUAUAAAUUCAAUUGGAGGAAAAAGACCGGUGCAAAUAAUUAUAACUUCAUCGAGUCAUAAAAAACAGACUAAAAAAUCUAUAAAUUCCGUUCAUAGGAAAAAACCUCCAUUAUUAAAUAUAUACAAACUUAUGCAGGCUGAUCCUAUACCAUUUAUUAAUUUAUUUUUUUUGUUAAUUUUUUUUGUCUAUAAAAGAAAAGAAAAUUUUUUGGAAUUAUAA